CCCCGAUUCAAAGCCUUGCCUCACAUAGAAGAUGAUGAGAGACAGAAGAUAUUCAGCGACAUCAUAACAGAAAUGAUGACAACCACAGAAGAAGAGACUGAGGAUGCCACAGAGAUAGGAGCUGGAUCCUCAUCAUCUCCAGAGGCAUCAUCCACCAGAUCACCUCCAGCUAAGAAGUCUGUAAUGACUGAACUUUUUGGUGAACUUUUCCAGAGACAGGGGGGAAGUAGUAAACCAACCCUUUUGGAGCAGGUCCAAGAAGAGGUCAGUAAGUACAGAGCUUCAGGGUGCCUUUCCCUUGAAGCUGAUCCUCUUCUUUGUUGGAAAGGCAAUGAGGCUACAUACCCACACAUAGCAAAACUCGCAAAGCGUUACCUCUGUAUUCCAGCUACCUCUGUUGCUAGUGAACGGGUCUUCUCCACUGCUGGAGAUAUUGUCACUGCAACCAGAUCUGUGCUUUCUGCAGAAAAUGUGGAUAAAUUAAUCUUUCUAGCCAAAAACUUUAAGCUUGAAUAG
Molecule: messenger RNA, 516 nt
Organism: Polypterus senegalus (gray bichir)
Lineage: Eukaryota; Metazoa; Chordata; Cladistia; Polypteriformes; Polypteridae
Product: E3 SUMO-protein ligase ZBED1-like
Exons: 2
Coding region: 73-516 (147 amino acids)
Molecular function (GO): protein dimerization activity
Source: RefSeq, a predicted model, not a curated record